Acomys russatus (golden spiny mouse) is the source of this 1250-nucleotide messenger RNA. Its product is annotated as rho guanine nucleotide exchange factor 28-like. The record is from RefSeq and is a predicted model, not a curated record. NCBI's taxonomy places the organism in Eukaryota, Metazoa, Chordata, Mammalia, Rodentia, Muridae. Gene Ontology annotation, biological process: regulation of Rho protein signal transduction; cell morphogenesis. The transcript has 9 exons. The coding region runs from base 48 to 1250 and encodes 400 amino acids.
CUUCUCACCCUAAUGAUCGUCUUGUCUCCGUUACAGAUGCUGGAGCCAUGGAGUUGAGCUGCAGUGAAGUACCGCUUUACGGGCAGAGGACGGUCUAUGCGAAGUUUGGCAGAAACGUUUAUCUUCCCGAAGACGCGGAGUUUUACUUUAUUUAUGACGGGUCGCAUCAGAGGCAUGUGGUGAUCGCUGAGCGCAUCGAGGAUAAUGUUCUCCAAUCCAGCAUUCCAGGCCACUGGCUUCAGGAGACGGUGAUGGUGUCCGUGUGCCUCUGCUCAGAAGGGUACUCCCCAGUGACCAUGGGCUCUGGCUCAGUGACCUACGUGGACAACAUGGCCUGCAGGCUGGCUCGUCUGCUGGUCACUCAGGCUGACCGUCUCACGGCCUGUAGUCACCAGACUCUGCUGACUCCGUUUGCCCUGACAGCAGACGCGCUGCCUGCCUUGGAUGAGGAGCUUGUGCUGGCUCUGACCCAACUGGAGCUGCCUUUAGGCUGGACAGUCCUGGGAAAUGCCUCACUUGAAGUAACUCUACGCAGAGAGUCCCUCCUGCACCUGGCUGUGAGAUGGGGCCUGCCUAAGCUGUUCCAUUUCCUCUUGUGUCUCCCUGGAGGAGUCAAGGCCUUGGAGCUGCCCAACGAAGAAGGCACCACACCAUCAGACUUAGCUUUGCACAGUGGAUACUCCACAUUGGUGGGAGACAUCCCAACUUUUCAGGAAAGGCGGUCCCCAGGCUGCUCCCGACUGCAUCUCAACGAGGAUGCCUCUCUGCAGUUCGUUCAUUCGUCAGAAACGUUGACUCUGACCGUCAACCAUACAUCUGAGCACUUGUUGGAGGCAGAUAUCAAACUCUUCCGGAAAUAUUUUUGGGACAGGGCCCUUCUUGUCAAGGCUCUUGAGCAAGAAGCCAAGACAGAGGAGAGAGCAACCAUGCCUUCAGGAGCUGCAGAAACCGAAGAAGAGGUUAAGAAUUUGGAGUCUGGCAGAUCACUGUUGGAGGAAGACGAUGCCAAGUGCAUCAAAAGCCGGGAGGAUGGACCGAAUGAACCCGAAGACCAGGACCGUCUAGAUUUGGGAGUUGAUGGGUAUAGAAUAGCGUGUGAACUCAUCCACGCCAGCGCACCAGACCUGCCAGAGUGGAUAGUUGAUAUCAACGUUGAGAAGAUGACAUUAAUGUCAAGUUCAGGAAUAAUGGCCUUGUUCUCUGCGGACAUGAUUGCAAACCGUGUCAUCUGUCACACGAUUGAGUCAUAA